Molecule: messenger RNA, 3134 nt
Organism: Gamsiella multidivaricata
Lineage: Eukaryota; Fungi; Mortierellomycota; Mortierellomycetes; Mortierellales; Mortierellaceae
Exons: 7
Coding region: 242-2995 (917 amino acids)
Source: RefSeq, a predicted model, not a curated record
CAACAACAACAGCAGCAGCAGUAACGGCAAUAACACAGGAAACGGAGUCGGGAUCGGGAACAAUAAUGGGUCGGCACAGUCCGAAGGACAGGACCUGACGAGGGCCGAGAUACAUCAGUCGCUCGAGAGCCUGAAGAAGCUGGUCAUCGCGGCAGAGUCCUACAGGGAGCUGACAGCCAAGUUGGCAAAGACGACCAAGCAGCUGGGCAAGUGCUUUAAGGAGUUUGGAGACUCCAAGGGCAUGGAUAACACUUAUGUCAUGUGUCUCAAGUCCUCUGCGAACUUUUACGAGUCCUUCUCGGAAAUGGAGAGCAAGCUGGCUAGUAGUCUUCAAAAGGAUUUUGAGCUGCUGCAGAGCAAUUGGGAAAAACAUUCCAAGCGCGUAACGAAAGACGAGAGGGCGCACGACGAGAUUCUGGGGGACCUAGAUGAGAGGAUCAAAAAGAUUAGCUUGAGUUAUGACAAAAAGUCCAAGAAACCGGAUCCUAACACCAUGCUCAUGUCGCACGAGAAAUAUAUUUCGACACUGUCUGAACUACAGGACUCAAUUGCGACCGCGAAACGGGACCAUCGGAACACGAUGGCGCGACGGGAGCGAUACACACACUCGAUGACCGCCCAGAUCGCCUGUCGACUUUCGGAGGCACAAUUCCUGGCGGUCGAACGACAGCUCCGUGGAUGCGGACCCAGUUUGUUGAAGAUCAAAGAAUGGGCACCCUAUGCCGGCCACGAUAUGCCAGCACCGACCCUGAUCACAAACGGAGAACCGACCAUUGAGAUCAAGGGAGGAACUUGGGAGGAGUAUAGUGCCAGACAUGCGCCUAAUCCUGGUCAGCAACAGAACGUCCCUGGUGCCUAUCAGGGCCCCAAGGCUGAACUUGGCGGCGGAGUAGGGGGCGCGACACAGUCCGGCGGUUCUUCGGCUCCUGUCUACACAUUGACAGAAAUGCCUCAGAUCACACUCCCGCCCUUUGCACCCAUGCAGCAGCACCUUCAACAACAGCAACAGCAGCAGCAGCAACAACCGCUUCCGACACCCGUACCCCUACCGGUGCCGCCACCAAGACUGACCUCCCCCCCGGGUUCGUCUACGCCAUCGACCUAUCUUCCCAAUAACAUGCCGGAUCCAAAAGCCUAUAUCCAGCAAUCUCAACGCCAACAGCAACAGCAAAUUAGUCCGGGUUCGUUAACAAAGACCGGCGGAAUCACUUCGACGCCUUUGCCUUUGCCAACUCCACGACCGAAUAUUACCACUAUGCCGACCACCAUGCGACUAGAGAGGCCAUCAUCGAUGACGGCGACGAUGAUGCAGGGCUCGGGUCCGAUUGUGGGUUACAAGAGCUUGCCAGACCCCAAGGCUCAGGUCAGAUCAACUACCAUACCUGCUAUGGGGCAGGAUAGGAGGACCAGUGGUGGGGUAGGACCCGGAAUGGCAGCUGGAGGAGUCGGAGGGCUGAGAAAGAGUGCGUCGAGUGAUUCGAUUCAAUUCCUGACCGUCUCUCCUGUAUCCACCCCGGGAGCCUUUCCGGAAAUGAAAACGCAGGGCGGAGGGAGAGAGAAUUCGGCUGCGGAUCACUUGAAACGCCAAGAUGGGACCAAUGAGUCCACGACUGCAACGACCGCGGGGGCGGGGACGGGAACAGGGAAUGGAGAGGGGAGUUUCCCAGAAGACCAACGAUCUAUGAGCAUCAAAACCGGCACGACCAACAGUAGUAUCGACGGCGGCUCGACUCGUACGGUCCCGAAGCUUUCAAAGGAUUACUAUGAACAAGAACAAAGGCAUUCACAUCUCCAGAGGCGUGUCGAGCACGACGACGAAGAUGAUGAAGAUGCGGAUGGAGAGGACGAGGAGAGGUAUCGGAAUGGGAAAUAUGACCUGGAAAGAUAUGGGUACCCGGACGACGAUGACACCGGAGCACAUUCCCGCGAGGAACGGGAUCAGUUCGAUGACCACAUGUACUCACCUUCAUCGGGGGACCAACUGUCGUUUUAUGAUGAUGGGGAUGAAGGCCACCCGGGGAGGAUGCUAAUCUCGUCGCGGAGAUUUUAUGAUGACGAUGAGUCCCAGCAUUCUUCGGGGUCGAUCCCUACAAUCCUCCGUGAACGUGAGAGGGAGCGAGAGUACUAUUUGGCACGCACAUCGGCCCCACGCUACGAUGACGAGCGCGAGUACGAGCAACGAUCUUACACGCAGCAACAACAGCAACAGCAGAGGAGUUACUCCUCCACAGCCCCUACACGGCAAUACCUUCAGCACCUCACCCACCCAGAUUCUGAUCAAGACCGCGAGAGGGAAUGGUCUGCCUCUGCGGCGGCUAUGGCGGCAGCACAGGAUGAAUCCGCGAGCAUGAGUGGUUAUGCCCGCGAGCAGUACCCGGCCCAGAGGGAUUACACGCCCGCACGCCCAACACUCGAAGACCGAGAGCGGGAGCUUGAACUCAUGCAGGGUCAGGGACAGCAUCUCCAGAAGCCGACCUCUAUGGGUCCUCUUAGUGGCGGUAAUUCCGGUGCUGAUGGUGCAGGAGCAGAGCAGGGGCAAGGACCGGUUAGACCGGCGUAUGGGCGACGUCCUGCCACGGCCCCGGGGACCGUCGCACAUUUGAGGAGACGGUUCUCGGACCAGAACAUUGCCGAAUCUCUACCCCCUCCACCGCUUUCGCCCACACAAAGUUCACGUCCACGCGGACUGAGCGGCUCCGCCGCAAAUGCCCAGCAACAGCAACAGCAACAAGACGCCCUGAAUCGUGAUCGGGAUCGGGACACACGCUACCCACCUCGAGUCUCAACCCCACAGAGCCGCUUGGUCGCCGCGCACGCAUACCGCUCCGAACGCGUGAUCUCCAGUACAGGAAUGAACGGCAAGGCAGGAGCAGGAGCUGGAAUGAGCCAAAAUGGACAGUAUAAUGGUACUGCAGGGCAUAUGUCCGAUUAUGAAGACACCAGUCCUGGAAGGACAUCUGCCCAGGUUGGGGACCAGCGUGCUCGUCGGAGAUGAAGACCUACCGUGCCUUGAUGGCAUCUUGUACACCCUGCAGAAGACAUUACUUUGGCCAUAGUAUUUAUUAUCAAUAUGAAUAGGACGCGAUUGCUCAAAUAAUACCAUAGAAAAAAGAAAAGAAAAAAAAAAAAAAAAA